This is a messenger RNA of Podospora anserina S mat+, 915 nucleotides long. RefSeq lists its product as uncharacterized. The record is from RefSeq and is a predicted model, not a curated record. Gene Ontology annotation, cellular component: cytoplasm. The coding region runs from base 1 to 915 and encodes 304 amino acids. The transcript is spliced from 2 exons. Gene Ontology annotation, molecular function: 2-oxoglutarate-dependent dioxygenase activity. Lineage: Eukaryota; Fungi; Ascomycota; Sordariomycetes; Sordariales; Podosporaceae.
AUGGCCCACCUUGCUGCACGCGCCAAUGUUUCCCCGGACUCGGGAUUUCCAGUCACCCUCCACCCACACUUCAACCUCAAGAUCAAAGAUCAUGUCCCUCCAGAGCCACCACACAAAGAGCGAACCCCAGCGCCCGACAGAGGUCUCUUUGCCAACCCCGACAAGCCAUCGUUGCUCUCGAUCCCCGGUAUCAAAGUGGUUCCAUUGACCGAAUCGAUUGGAACCGUCCUGGAGAAUGUCCAGCUCUCCGCCUUGACACCACAACAGCUCGAUGAGCUUGCUCUGCUGGUCAACGAACGCGGUGUGGUCUUCUUCCGCUCUCAAGAUCUGACCACUGAAGGUCAGGUCAAACUCUUUGAACACUAUGGAGAGCUCGACCGUCACCCGUCUCAGAAAGACACGCGCCAUCAUGUCAUCAGAGGCAGCACCAUAGAUCACAGGGAGAUAUUGGCCUACACCCCUUGGCCAAGCGGCGAUUUCCAUGCCGACACCUCUUUCGAGAUCAACCCGCCAUCUUACUCGAUGCUCAGAAUGGAAGAGCACCCGCCUGUUGGUGGUGACACGGCGUGGGUAUCGUCUUAUGGUCUGUACGAUACUCUGUCGGAUGCCAUGAAGUAUGCUCAUUUCACUGGCCUCCGGGCACUGAACGUCAACCCCGGCUUUGUCACGGGCUUCGCCGAGUUGAAGAAAUAUGAAGGCGAUAAGAUUUUGGACUUCUUGAACUAUCACAUCCAUUCUGCGGAUGACCAUUAUGUACGAUUCAAGUGGGAGGUGGGGAGUGUUGCGUUGUGGGACAACCGAGCCGUGGUUCAUCGCGUAAUUCCCGGAUCGUACGAGACCCCUAGGAGAGGCAUUAGAACGACUGUUUUUGGAGAAAAGCGUAUGUACUACUGGUGCAUUGUGUCGGAGUGUUGA